AUGGAGGGCCGACCAGGAGGGUUGUCGCGCACAUUGCCCAAGAACUUUACCUUUCCGUCGUGUGCAGACGAGCCCAGGACCCCCAAGCGCGCCUCUAUUCAUCUCGACGUCCCUCCCCCGCCACCUCGCGCGGCCAGUUGUCAUUCGCGCCGAUUUCGCCCUCGCUCAGGGACCGACGUCUCUGCGCAGGUACAUUCUGAUCCCAUUUCAUGGAAUCAGAACCAUUCCGAUAUUCCUCUUCCAUCAAUUGAAUUCCCUCAACAAUCGUCACCACCGUCCAAUGCGGCCGUGGCACCGUCGAACGCCGCUUCGGGAUCCACCAGCAACGAUCGCUUCUUAGCGCCUCCCCGGGGCCGCACGGCCCUGAAAACGCCCCCAACCCAGAUUCGUACGACCCCGACAGAACUCAAUACCACAGGCGCAUGGUCAGUAUUGAAUAAUCAGCAAGCUUCAGGUGAGGAGAUCCGGCGACCCAGUUCAUCUUGCUCGCACGUCUCGGAUUCCUCCAUCUCCUCUGUCGAAACGUUCGCUUCCCGGCCGUCGGAGGGAAGCUGUACCAGCACCGAAAGCGACCUGCAGGACCCGUUCUUCUACUUAGAGCUCCCGAAGAAAUCUGUUGUCUUGCAAUCGCCUCCACCGUUACCCGAACAGAAUGCUACAAAGCAAAGGCGCACUCGUCAGGUAGCCGCCAAAGAGCGCUGGACUGCAGAGAUGGACGGUCACCUCUGGAACACAUAUCAAUUGUACAUCCAGGAUCCUACUAUCACCCCAUUCAAAAUGACGCCCGGCAGUAUCCCACCCUUAGGAGUCACUCACCGCGUGUCGCGCGAAGCGAAGAGGACCUGGGACCGCAAAGCCUUCAAAUUCAACCGAGAUAUUCUGAGCCAGUCGCAACGGUGUGACGAUGGUAACAACACGCCCACUCCCAAAGCCAACAGCAACGCGACAACAAGGCCCGGAUGGCCUAGGUCAGAAGCCUCCACCAGACGGCGACUCAAGCUGCUGUGCAGGCGCAAGUUCUCCAUCGCACCGCACUACCAGCGAUUGAUGAUGUCCAAGAGUCCUGCACCGUUGGAGGACUCGUCUUCCCGAGAAUCAUCCUGCUUCGAAGGACCCGGUCCGAGUUCUACCACUUUUGCGACCCGCGAUUUGGGUGUGUCCCUCGUAUCCAGCUCGGUUCCUGGGCCUUUGUCGCAACUCGCGACCGAAGAUCAGCCUCAGGACGUUCCUGUCGACUUCAACCCAUUCGGUAGCCCCAAAGAGCCAGCGGUAGCAACAACAGCACCGGAAGAUUCUGUCGCAAAGAGAGCUCUUGGCCUCGACCGACCCGGUGCUCCACGCCUUGGAUCACCGUUUACCUAUCAUACCUGGGGUCCGGACAACAGCUCUUCGAAACGGAAAGUCCAUCGCCAUAACCCGAUGGGUCGACGAGAGACGAUCCAUGUGACGACAGGCUUCCGGUUGCGAUCGCCGCCACGUAUGGAUCUGUUCUCGAAUAUAACUAACGCCCCGCAAGCCCAGGACCCGUCGCAGGUGAACGAACCCAACGCGUACUCCCAUCUGGAAGAGUUCGCACGCCAGGGCAAAUUGAACGAUCUUGGGAACCGUCGCGUGCGGAUUCGCAACCGUGGUGCGACCACCAGCUCUGUGAACCCGAGGGCUAUCCAUCAGCUUUUCUCCCCGCCGUCUUCAUCGUCAAGAGAUGAGACUAUGCCACGGGAAAGACCUGUGUCAGGUCAUCGACGCAACCUCAGCGGUGACAGUAUCAAACGACUGGGAUCGCCCUUUAAAUUGGAGGGAAUACGCCAUCGCCAUUCCUCGUCGGGCAGAUUCCUUCGACACACGCCAUCUUCAUCGGAGCCUUUUGGCCCUGCUCAGGUGCCGCAAUUGAAGCCUUCUCUGUCUGAGGGCGUGCUCCCGUAUAAUACCACGGAGCCGGGUCUUUCUGAUGCAGAACGGAUCCGACGGGAGAUACUAAAUAUGCAGCAUUCGCGAAAAUGA
Messenger RNA from Aspergillus chevalieri, 2001 nucleotides. RefSeq lists its product as uncharacterized. Lineage: Eukaryota; Fungi; Ascomycota; Eurotiomycetes; Eurotiales; Aspergillaceae. The transcript has a single exon. The coding region runs from base 1 to 2001 and encodes 666 amino acids. The record is from RefSeq and is a predicted model, not a curated record.